AUGGUCGGCGUCGUGAUAUAUCCCUCCUUGACGGGCACGGCCGAUCUGUCGAGGGUCGAAGCGCCAGUGACGUUUAAGGCCUACCUGCUCUGCGCUUUUGCCGCCUAUGGCGGAAUAUGUGAGCCGAGUCUACUCACCCUGUGGCUUACCUCCGGAUCCUACUGUGCUAACAACCUCGCCGAUCGGCGUCAACCCGACCGAGUUCGCCCUGCCGUCGUCGACCAAGUGGUGCUCUUCGUCAUGGGCCGCCUGGUCUCGGGGCUGGGCGUGGGUUUCAUCUCUGCCACCAUCCUCUUGUACAUGGCCGAGGUGGCACCGAAACGGUUUCGAGCCGAAUCGCCUCGCUUCCACGUCAUGAAGGGCAAGAUCAACGCGGCGGCAAGGGACCUCUCGCUGGUGCGCGGCCAGCCGCUCGACUCGGACUACAUCAAGGACGAGCUCGCCGAGAUUGUCGCCAACCACGAGUACGAAAUGCAGGUCAUCCCGCAGACGAGCUACAUCGGAUCGUGGAUGGCCUGCUUCCCAGGGGGUCCUUGUCCAAAGGCAACGGCAACCUCCGGCGGCACCAUCUGGGGACCGGCAUCCCAAAUGAUGCAACAACUCACCGGCACAUGGGGCGGCGGCCGCUCCUCAACUGGGGCGCGGUGGGCAUGA
Messenger RNA from Chaetomium globosum CBS 148.51, 654 nucleotides. RefSeq lists its product as uncharacterized. Gene Ontology annotation, molecular function: carbohydrate:proton symporter activity. NCBI's taxonomy places the organism in Eukaryota, Fungi, Ascomycota, Sordariomycetes, Sordariales, Chaetomiaceae. The record is from RefSeq and is a predicted model, not a curated record. Bases 1 to 654 code for a protein of 217 amino acids. Gene Ontology annotation, biological process: carbohydrate transport; transmembrane transport. Gene Ontology annotation, cellular component: membrane. The transcript has 5 exons.